Molecule: messenger RNA, 1811 nt
Organism: Drosophila erecta
Lineage: Eukaryota; Metazoa; Arthropoda; Insecta; Diptera; Drosophilidae
Product: pyridoxal phosphate phosphatase PHOSPHO2
Exons: 1
Coding region: 11-1225 (404 amino acids)
Molecular function (GO): phosphatase activity
Source: RefSeq, a predicted model, not a curated record
UGCUCAUUGUAUGUUUAUAACAUGGAAAAGCAAAUUCCAAUUAGAAUUCGAUGUUUGGAAAAAACAAGACAGGACUUGUAUUUUUGGAAUUUCGUGGUAUAUAAUCGGUAUUUCGCACAGCCAAACGGACCCACAAUGGUAUUUGCGUCCAGGCGAACUGUCAUUUUGCAUCGCUGGCGGCGCGGACACACUGGUCCUCGCACCGAAAUCGCACCGAACUCGAACUCUCUCUAAACGCGCUCUGAGCGCAUCCAUAGCCGGAGCAGCAGUGGAGCGGAGCGGAGUGGUAACGGAACAAACGAUGUCCUCGAACCCCCAGCAGUCCUCCGCCGCAGUGGCCGCGGCCGUGGCCAGCUGCAAGCUGAAGCAGCAGCAGCGCCGUCGUUUGGCGGCCUUCGACUUCGACCACACGAUCGUGUCGCAGAACACGGACACCGUGGUGCGCGACCUGCUGCCCUCGGAGGUGACCAGCGCCCGAGCCAACGAGCUCAUGGAGAAUGACUGCUGGACGGAGUACAUGGCCGAGGUGUUCCGCCUGCUGCACGAGCAACAGGUGUCGGAGGCGCGUAUCAGGGACACCAUCCGUGGCAUUCCUGAAGUACCCGGAUUCGUGCGUCUGAUCAAGCACCUGGCCAAACGGCUGCACUACGACCUGAUUAUCAUCAGCGACUCAAACAGCGUCUUCAUCGACGAGUGGCUGCGGGCACACAACCUGGCCGAUUGCUUUGUGGCCGUCUUCACCAAUCCGGCGGAAUUCGAUGCCUCCGGGCGGCUGAUGGUCCGCGCUCACCACCAGCAAUCGGACUGCAAGCUGAGCGCCAGCAAUCUGUGCAAGGGCCGCGUGCUGGAGCACUUUGUCAUCGAGCAGGACCUGCGGCGCAGCAUUCGCUACGAUCACGUCUUUUACGUGGGCGACGGCAACAACGACAUCUGCCCCGUGCUGCGACAGCGGGCUUGCGACUUUGCCUGCGCCCGCAAGGGGUUCGCCAUGGAGAAGCACCUGCUCCGCAACCGCAGCAAGUUGAAGCUUCGCGCCCAGCUGUUGAUCUGGAAAAGCGGCUUUGAUCUGAUGGACCAGAUGUUGGCCUUGCCGCAGCUGAAUACCCAGUUGCAGGGCGACGGCGAUCAGCCGAAUCAGAAUCAGGAUGCUGGUGCGGAUACCGAAGUACCGGAGGUGGCACGUCGGGCGUCGGCAGUUGCCGGGCCGACCAAGUCGCCCAAUUAAGGCGGUAUAUGCUCGCAUUUGGUACCGCCACCGGCACGAGUAAGUAGAACUGGUAAUCCUCGAGUGAGAAGAUUGCCCAGCUGCAGGAUUGCCAUCGCCAUGGAAACUGAUUUUGAAACUGAUUUUUCGGAUCAAUGGACCCGUGUGUUUCUUGUAUUGGACUGUGCUGCGAUGGCAAUCAUGCGGUUCUACGGUGCCAGGAGUACUCGUGAGGGUCCCAAAUGCGCAUCGCCAAGUCCGCAUCUAUCCCGAUCCCACCAUCCCCAUCCAGUUGUUGCAUCAUGUGGUCUGGUCUGUUCUUUAUGUGAUCCGCUUGCCAUUUCGUUGCACUGACCGUGCCAAGUGGGCUAGGUGGAUCUUUAUCUGUGUGCCGGGACUUUACCUGCGAAAUAAUUUGUCGAAAUCCAAACAGUACAACUUCGGAGGUGUGCCAGGAGUCGAGGCGUCAAUUUGGGCUGCGGCUAUUAGUGUUUAUUCCAUGCGUGUAUGUAUGUAUAUUAUAACCUGUUGUAAUUGAAACUAUCGCCAACUGUAUAUGAGUGUCCAUAUUAUAUGCAUUUGAAUGUGUGUUUUGCCGUUACUGCAA